Messenger RNA from Cuscuta campestris, 720 nucleotides. The record is from the annotation of a GenBank genome assembly. Lineage: Eukaryota; Viridiplantae; Streptophyta; Magnoliopsida; Solanales; Convolvulaceae.
CUGUGCAGAUGUCAUAGGAAAAAUUGUUGGGCGAUCAAAAGUUCAAACAUACUUUAAACGGGGUGGAGAAGAGAAGCUAAUGGAAAUAACACUUGAGGAUCAUGAAGGCAACCGUUUGGCUUGCACACUAUGGGGCGAGUAUGUGGAGAAAUUCUUGAAUUGUGUGACCCAAGGUGUUCCGGGACCUUUUAUCUUACUUCUUAGCUUCUGUAAGCCUAGGCGAUACCAGGGCACAGUAACUGUUUCAACAUCUUUUCAUGUCACGAAGAUGAUUUUGGAUGGAAACUCUGAUGAAGUUAAUCAAUUCCGAGCUAGCCUACCUCUACAAGUUGAUGAUGUGAGUAGCUUGACUACUUUGAUGAUGGGUGGUGGAAAUGAAGAAGUGAAUGAGCCUCUAAAAAUUACCCCUUCGAAGACUCUGAUUGAUACAACUAAGGAUCACGUGCGCCCACGUGGGGGCACGCUGCUGAUGUGGUGCGAGGUGACUGGUUUCGUCCUCGAGCUGCCCUGUCGUCUUGUGAGGGGAAUUACUUCCCUUGUCGCGUUCUGGCUUGGAAACAUUCCUUCAGCAUCUCCAGCUAUCUUCCACUGACAUGGGUCGCUACACGCCAAGCCCUUUUAGAUUCUCUUCUGCCGACACUUUCCAACCCUAGAAACUACACCGGGUAAUCUCCGAGGGAUGAAUUCAUCGAAGUUAGGGAAUAAAUAGGGUGACAAAGU